Necator americanus (New World hookworm) is the source of this 3306-nucleotide messenger RNA. RefSeq lists its product as uncharacterized. Gene Ontology annotation, molecular function: catalytic activity. Lineage: Eukaryota; Metazoa; Nematoda; Chromadorea; Rhabditida; Ancylostomatidae. The coding region runs from base 1 to 3306 and encodes 1101 amino acids. The record is from RefSeq and is a predicted model, not a curated record. The transcript has 8 exons.
AUGGACGACGACCUCGUUGAUGUUCUCAUAGUGCUUGGCGUUUUAGCGAUCGGAGUGAUAGGACUUCUAAUCUUACUGGCAAUGCACGCAAAACGAUUUAAAGAGCUCCUCCGUUGUUGUCGAAAGGAUGAUGAAGUGCAGAUUAAAGCUAAAAGAACUACUAUAAAGGUUGUUCGCAAAGUCAAUACUAUAGGAGUUGAAGAAGGUAGAAGCGUUGCGUCAAAAACUCCAGUUGGGCGACGACCUGUGGUGAAAGCUAAGCUCGCCGUGGCAUGGCUGCUUAGUUUGGGGAAAAGUCUCUUUGCCACUCCAGCAUAUUCACUGCCUCAGUACCCUGCACACUGGGCCCUGCCGUCUCAGACGUCGGACGGUAUGGCGACCGACACUGACCUGGAUGCCCUUCUCGGAGCUGCAGAGCGUAUCAAAUUUCACGUGAUUGCUCUGCAGGAGACCAAGUGCAGAAGGAGCGACGUACGACAGAUGAAUGACGGUACACUCGUCAUUCGUGGAGAGAAGGUUCCAUCGCGAAAUGUAGGCGGUGUUGGUUUUGUUGUGCACCCAUCUGUCGUCCAUCUCGUCGAUUCUCACGAGAUCCUGUCACCUCGUCUGGCCAUUCUUCGCCUCCGCCCUCUGCGCCAAAAAUCCAUCAGUAUCAUCAACUGCUAUUCACCAACAUCAGCAGCUGAUGAUUCCGAAUUGGACGCGUUUUACGAGGAGCUGGAGGAAGUAGUCCGCAACGAGAAGUCCUUCUACAAAUUCGUUGUCGGGGACUUCAACGCAAAACUAGGAAAGGCCACAGAAGAGGAAUACAGGAUUGGAAGAUUUGGACUAGGGGACCGGAAUGAAAAUGGCAAUCGUCUCGCCGGGCUGUUGUCCGCCGCUCGCCUCUUUCAUGGGAACUCUCUUUUCAUGAAAAAAGAUCAUCGUCGGUGGACAUGGGAAUCGCCCAAUGGCGCGAAUCGUGCGGAGAUCGACCACAUACUCACCAACCGGAGCCACACGAUGGAAAAGAACAUCUGCUAUCGGCAACGAAGGAGAAAAGAAGUCGUCUACGACGAUUGCGUACUCGAGGACUCCUUGUCCCAAGGUGACUGGCACAUCGAGGAGGACCCAAACGUGGACUACGAGAUGCUGCUCAGAGGAUUACGAGCCUACGCUGAACGUGCCUCGAAGCCGCGCACGACAAACUUGGAUCGAAUUUCGAAGACCACCAAGGAAUUGUUGGAAGGAAGAAGGGCUUUGAGGCUUGAUCCGAAUGCAUCGCACAUUGAGCGGUUAGUAGCAAACACUAGCUGCAGAAAAGCGUUGCAGGAGGAUCUUUUGAAGUACAGGCAGAAGAAGAUUCUAGAAGCAGCACAAAGAAGAACGAGUCUAAAGAAGUGCCGCAGGGAUCUCCGCGAAUAUAAUAUUCCGCUAGCAACCUUGCUGAGCGAAGACGGGACUCGCACGUCUUCCCGUCGUGAGAUGGAAAUCAUUACGGAGAGGUCCUACUCGAACCUUUUCCGUUCAUCAGCUCCUGUGUCAAGCCCAAUCAUCCCCACUGGCGAAGCUCCACUACGGAUUCUCCCUUCGGAAGUACGAGUCGCUAUCAAGAGCAUGAAGCCUGGCACAGCCCCCGGACCUGAUUUUAUAUCAGCAGACUUUCUUCGAGCUGGCGGCCAUCCGCUUCAUGUAAUCUUAGCAGCGCACAUGACAUCCUAUCUUCAGAAAGAAAGGAUCCCAGACCAGUGGAAGACCUCGCGAACCGUUCUUAUCCAUAAGAAAGGUGACCGAGAGGACCUUCGGAACUACCGUCCGAUAUGCUUGCUGAGCGUGUUGUACAAAAUAUUUACCAAGAUCAUCCUCACACGCAUAUCUAGGACGCUGGAUGAAGCCCAGCCUCAAGAACAAGCUGGAUUCCGCCAGAGGUUCAGCUGCUUGGACCACAUCCAGACCGUGUCGAGGGUCAUAGAGGUUUGCCGGGAAUACCGCCUGCCCCUUGUUCUAACCUUCGUCGACUAUGAGAAAGCCUUUGACAGCGUAGAAACGAAUGCAAUGCUGUCAGCGCUGGUCGACCAAGAUGUGGACGCGUCGUAUGUGAGGACAUUAGCCAAUUGCUACGAACGAUACACGACUAGGAUACAGCUUUUCCACCGCCCUCUCACCAUACCCAUUGGAAAGGGGGUACGACAAGGCGAUACUAUAUCGCCGAAGCUGUUCACGGCUGCAUUGCAAUGGAUAAUGAAAUCACUAUCCUGGGAAGAAAGGGGCAUACGUGUUGAUGGAAGAUUUCUCUCGAACCUUCGUUUCACGGACGACAUCGUUCUCUUUUCGAGCAGUACCAAUGAAGCAGAAACGAUGCUCAACGAAUUGAACGAAGCAGGGAAGAGAAUAGGACUACGAAUAAACAGAAAGAAGACACAGUUCAUGAAGAACGCCCACUGCGAGGACGGAGGAGUACAACUUGAAGGCUCCCAAAUCGUGGAAACUCCGUCAUACGUAUAUCUCGGACGUUCUAUGAACAUGGAAAACGACUUGAAGGAAGAACUGAAUAGAAGAAUGAGAGCAGCAUGGGCAGCAUUCGCAGCCGUCAGGGAAGCUACGGACCAACUGACGGACCAAGAUCUUCGUGCCCAUCUGUUCGACUCGACAGUCCUUCCAGCGCUCUGUUACGCAGCGGAGACGUGGACAGACACCGCGGCCACGUCUAGGAAGCUACUUACUACCCACAGAGCCCUUGAGAGAUGUCUCCUGAAGUUUAAACGGCGCACACAACACCUUGCCGGUCUUCGUAGCUCCGACUUAAGAGGAAUGUCCCGUCUUCGCGACCCAGCGGAAUAUGUAUCGAAAGCAAAACAUAGAUGGGCCGGUCACAUCAUGAGAAGAAUCGACGAUAGAUGGACUAAAGGAACGCUAGAGUGGAUCCCAAGGGACGCUAAACGCCCCCGAGGGAGACCGCCAACGAGAUGGGGUGACGUGUUCGCUGCACGGAUGGACCAGCUGAGAGCUCAGCUGGAUACGGCUCAAGGACCUCGUCAACGUCGCUCACGAAGCUUGAGAACAUCUUGGAUGACAAUGGCGAGGGAACGAAACAAGUGGAAGAGAUGCUGGGGCCCGCACAUACAGGUGUUCUCCUCGCCAUUGCCCGAACAAGGACAUAUUCCAAGUCCCUCUUCUACUAAAGAACUUUUUUUCAUAGUACCAAAGUCGCCAACUUACAAGGCAGAGAUGGCUUACAGUGUGGCUUCAGCAUACACCAGCAGCACUAAAAGUUCGUACCUCCCAAGUCAAAUCGCUCCGAUAGGAAAACGCCGCUGUUCAACAUGA